This is a messenger RNA of Oncorhynchus tshawytscha (Chinook salmon), 6956 nucleotides long. RefSeq names its product teneurin-2. Gene Ontology annotation, biological process: heterophilic cell-cell adhesion; neuron development. NCBI's taxonomy places the organism in Eukaryota, Metazoa, Chordata, Actinopteri, Salmoniformes, Salmonidae. Gene Ontology annotation, molecular function: protein homodimerization activity; cell adhesion molecule binding; protein heterodimerization activity. Bases 13 to 5775 code for a protein of 1920 amino acids. Gene Ontology annotation, cellular component: neuron projection. The transcript is spliced from 22 exons. The record is from RefSeq and is a predicted model, not a curated record.
CUGACGGACUGUAUGGAUCCAGACUGUUGUAUCCAGAGCCCGUGUCAGAACAGCCCUCUGUGUCGGGGCUCCAGAGACCCCCUCCAGGUGAUCCAGCAGAGCCCCCUGUCUCUGUCCCAACCCCGGGUAGGAUCCUUCUAUGACAGGGUCAUGAUGCUGGUGGGACAGGACAGCACACACAUCAUACCUGGGGAAAACCCAUUCAAUGCCAGCUUGGCGUCUCUGAUCCGAGGUCAGGUGUUAACUACAGAUGGUACUCCCCUGGUGGGAGUCAAUGUUUCCUUUGUCAGAUACCCACACUAUGGAUAUACUCUCACACGCCAGGACGGAACGUUUGACCUUCUAGCGAACGGCGGUGCCUCGUUGACCUUGAGGUUUGAGCGCGCUCCGUUCAUCACGCAGGACCGCACGGUCUGGUUACCAUGGAGUCGUUUCUACGUCAUGGAUACGCUGGUGAUGAAGACUGAGGAGAACACCAUCCCAGGAUGUGACCUCAGCGGUUUCCUCCGACCUGAACCUGUGGUCAUCACCUCACCUCUGUCAUCACUCUUCUCCUCUAGACCCAGGGACAAGCCCAUCAUACCUGAGACACAGGUGCUCCACGAGAUGAUAGAUGUUCCAGGGACCAGUCUGAAGCUGUGCUACCUGAGCUCCAGGACGUCUGGCUACCGCAGCCUGCUGAAGGUGACCAUGACCCCAGCCAUGGUGUCUCUGGGCCUGCUCAAAGUCCACCUGAUGGUGGCUGUGGAGGGACAUCUCUUCCAGAAGUGGUUCCACGCCUCGCCCAACCUGGCCUACACGUACAUUUGGGAUAAAACAGAUGCCUAUGGACAGAGAGUCUACGGGCUGUCGGAAGCUGUCGUGUCAGUGGGGUAUGAAUAUGAGUCGUGUGCCAGUCUGAUCCUAUGGGAGAAGAGGACAGCAGUACUACAGGGCUUUGAACUGGACCCUUCUAAUCUGGGAGGCUGGUCUCUGGAUAAACACCAUAUACUCAACACACGCAGCAGUAUCCUCCAUAAGGGUAGUGGUGAGAACGUGUUUGUGUCACAGCAGCCCCCUGUGAUCAGCAGUGUAAUGGGGAACGGCCGUCGACGCUCUAUCUCCUGCCCCAGCUGUAACGGCCUCGCCGACAGCAACAAGCUACUGGCGCCCGUAGCCCUGGCAACAGGCAUCGACGGGAGCCUCUACGUGGGAGACCUGAACUUCAUACGCAGGGUCUACCCCUCGCUCAAUACCACGGGCAUACUGGAACUGAGGAACAAAGAUUUCAGACACAGUAACAACCCCACUCAUAAGUACUUCCUGGCCAUUGACCCGGUAACAGGAGCGUUGUUUAUCUCGGAUACCAAUUCGCGGCGUAUCUACCGUGUGCGCUCUCUGACGGGCGGGCGGCUUCUGUCGGACAACGCAGAGGUGGUAGCUGGGACAGGAGAGCAGUGUCUGCCCUUCGACGAGCGCUGUGGGGAUGGAGGCAAAGCUACUGAGGCGACACUGAUGAGCCCCAAAGGUAUUGCUGUGGAUCAGAAUGGUCUGAUGUAUUUUGUGGACGCCACUAUGAUCCGUAAGGUUGACCAAAACGGCAUCAUCUCCACUCUACUGGGCGCCAACGACCUGACCGCAGUACGACCACUCAGCUGUGACGCUAGCAUGGACGUCAGCCAGGUGCGUCUGGAGUGGCCUACAGACCUGGCAGUAAACCCCAUGGAUAACUCUCUGUACGUCCUGGAGAACAACGUUGUGCUGCGCAUCACUGAGAACCACCAAGUGAGCGUCAUAGCAGGGCGGCCCAUGCAUUGUCAGGUUCCAGGUGUAGACUACAGCCUGAGUAAGCUUGCCAUCCAUGCUGCGUUGGAGAGCGCGACAGCCAUCGCCCUGUCUUACACCGGAGUUCUCUACAUCGCUGAGACAGACGAGAAGAAGAUCAACCGCGUCAGACAGGUCUCCACUAAUGGCGAGAUGUCUCUGCUGGCCGGCGCCACAUCAGACUGCGACUGCAAGAAUGAUGUCAACUGCAACUGUUUCUAUGGCGACGACGGCUACGCGCCCGACUCCGGCCUCAACUCCCCCGCCUCGCUCGCCGUCUCACCCGACGGAACGCUUUUCAUCGCCGAUCUUAACAACAUACGCAUCAGAGCCGUACGAGCCAAUCGACCCGGCCCGUCAGCCUCGGGGGCGGGAUCCGGAUCGAUGAUGGGACAAUACGAAGUUGCGUCUCCACGGGAACAGGAGCUCUAUGUGUUCAACGGUGACGGUCAACAUCUACAGACCGUGAGUCUGGUCACUGGAGAACCAUUAUAUAACUUCACCUACGGGACGGACAGAGAGCUAGCCACGGUGGUGGACAACUGCAACAACACUGUCAGGGUGAGAAGGGAGGGUCUGGGCCAGGGGGGGAGUUCUGGCCUCCUCAGACUGGUGUUACUGCCGGAGAACCAGGUGGUGACCCUGGGUUUGGACCCUGCUGGGGGGUUGAGGAGUGUCUCGGCCCAGGGACAGGAGGUGGCCCUACUGGGGUACUCUGGGAGUACAGGACUACUGGCCACCAAGGCUGACGAGACCGGAUGGACCACCUUCUACCAGUAUGACAGUGAGGGUCGUCUGACCAAUGUAAGCUAUCCUACUGGCAUGGUGACCAGUCUGCACCGGGAGAUAGAACGUUCCAUCAACAUUGACAUAGAGAGCUCCAGCAGAGACGAUGACGUCACCGUUAUCACCAACCUGUCCUCUGUGGAGGCCUCGUACACCGUGGUGCAAGACCAGGUGAGGAACAGCUACCAACUGUGUAACAACGGCACCCUGCGGGUGAUGUAUGCCAAUGGGAUGGGCAUCAGCUUCCACACUGAGCCCCACAUCCUGGCCGGGUCGGUCAGUCCUACAAUCGGCCGUAGGAACAUCACACUACCCACAGACAACGGACUCAACUCCAUCGAGUGGCGGCUCCGCAAGGAACAGACCAAGGGGAAGGUCACUGUUUUUGGCAGGAAGCUGAGGGCACAUGGCCGUAAUCUCCUCUCCAUCGACUUCGACCGCAACACUCGGACGGAGAAGAUCUAUGACGACCACCGCAAGUUCACGCUCCGCAUCAUGUACGACUCGCAGGGCCGGCCCGCCAUGUGGUUGCCUAGCAGCAGCCUGGCAGUGGUGAACGUGUCGUAUUCGACCACGGGUCAGCUGGUGGGGCUGCAGAGGGGCAGUAUGAGCGAGAAGACAGAGUUUGACCCUCAGGGACGUAUUCUGUCACGGUCGUUCAUAGACGGCAAGGUGUGGAGCUAUAGUUAUCUGGAUAAGUCCAUGGUCCUUCUCCUACAGAGCCAGAGACAGUACAUAUUUGAGUUUGACACCUCGGGGCGCAUCACAGCCGUCACCAUGCCUAGUGUAGCCCGCCACACCAUGUUCACCCACGUCUCUAUCGGUUACAUCCGCAACACCUACAACCCUCCGGAGAGCAACGCCUCCAUCAUCCACGACUUCACCGAAGACGGCCGCCCUAAGGCUACCCACUACCUCGGCACCGGUCGACGUGUCCUCUACAAGUAUGGCAAGCUGGCCAAGCUAGCUGAGAUCCUCUACGACAGCACCACGGUGACGUUCGGUUAUGACGAGACAGCUGGGGUUCUGAAGAUGGUGAACUUACAGAGCGGCGGGUUCUCCUGUACGAUACGUUACCGUAAGAUGGGUCCGCUGAUCGACAAGCAGAUCUACCGGUUCAGUGAGGAGGGGAUGGUGAAUGCUAGGUUUGACUACACGUACCACGACAACAGCUUCCGUAUCGCUAGUAUGAAGCCAGUCAUCAGUGAGACUCCUCUGCCUGUGGACCUCUACCGCUAUGAUGAGAUCUCUGGAAAGGUGGAACACUUUGGGAAGUUUGGCGUGAUCUACUAUGACAUCAACCAGAUCAUAACCACGGCUGUGAUGACCCUCAGCAAGCACUUCGACACCCACGGGCGCAUCAAGGAGGUGCAGUACGAGAUCUUCAGGUCCCUGAUGUACUGGAUGACGGUGCAGUACGACAGUAUGGGACGCGUGGUGAAGAGAGAGCUGAAGAUAGGACCAUACGCCAACACAACACAGUACCGCUAUGAGUAUGACGGGGACGGACAGCUCAGCGGGGUGAAGGUGAAUGACUGGUCCACGUGGCGCUACAGCUACGACCUGAACGGUAACCUGCACCUCCUCAACCCCGGAAACAGCGCCCGCCUCACGCCACUCCGCUACGACCUCCGAGACCGCAUCACGCGCCUGGGCGACGUGCAGUACCAUCUGGAUGAGGAUGGCUUCCUGAGCCAGCGCGGCUCGGAUGUCUUUGACUACAACUCCAAGGGCCAGCUCCUCAGAGCAUAUAGCAAGCUCCCGGGAGGCUGGAGCGUCCAGUACCGCUAUGACGGACUGGGAAGGAGAGUGUCCACUAGGACCAGUCUGGGACAACACCUCCAGUUCUUCUACGCUGAUCUGAACCACCCGGCAAGAGUCACACAUAUAUUUAACCACUCCAGCUCAGACAUCGCUUCACUGUACUAUGACUUGCAGGGUCAUCUGUUUGCUAUGGAGGUGAGUAGUGGAGAGGAGUAUUACAUCGCCUCAGACAACACCGGAACACCACUGGCUGUCUUCAGCAGCAACGGACAGAUGAUCAAACAGGUACAGUACACAGCGUACGGGGAGGUGUACCUGGACUCUAACCCAGAGUUCCAGCUGGUGGUUGGGUUCCAUGGUGGUCUCUAUGACACCCUGACCAAUCUGGUCCACUUCACCCAGAGGGACUAUGACGUCCUGGCAGGCCGCUGGACCUCGCCAGACUAUGCCAGCUGGCCCAAGAUCGGCAAGGACCCUGCACCCUUCAACCUGUAUAUGUUCAAGAACAACAACCCCCUCAGCGAGGUGUUGGACAUCAAGAACUACGUCACAGACGUGAAGAGUUGGCUGGUGAUGUUUGGUUUCCAGCUCAGUAACAUCAUUCCAGGAUUCCCCCGUCACACCCUCUACUUCGUGGAGCCUCCCUACGAGCUGCAGGCCAGCAAGGACUGUGAAAACGGACAGCUGAUAACGGGGGUGCAGCAGGCAGCGGAGCGCCACAACCAGGCCUUCAUGGCCCUGGAGGGACGGCUCCUUAACAAGGACCCCCGCGACCGCCGCGACAAGCCCGGACACUGGUUCGGCACAUCAACGCCCAUCAUCGGCCGGGGAGUGAUGCUAGCGCUGAAGGAAGGACGUGUGGUGGCGGCAGUUAGCUCCAUGGCAACCGACGACAGCCGGAAAGUGUCCUUAGUCCUCAAUGGCGCCAUCUACCUGGAUGGAACGCACUACACGCAGGCCGGACAUGACUGUCACUUCUUCGUUAAAGUCGGUUCGGCUGAUAGUGAUUUAUUGGCGCUGGGGCUGACCAACGGACGCAAGGCGCUGGAGAGCGGGAUCAACGUGACUGUGAGCGGGAGGUCGCGGCGCGGCGCCACGGUGGAGUUUGCGGUGCCGUCGUUAGCCCUCAGCGUGCGGUAUGGGCUAGCGCUGGAUGUGGUGGAUGAGGAGAGGGUGAGGCUGCUGGAACUAGCCCGGCAGAGGGCCCUGGCUGGGGCCUGGCUGAGGGAGCGGCAGAGGGCCAAGGAUGGGAAGGAGGGGAGCCGGCUGUGGACGGAGGGAGAGAAGCAGCAGCUGCUGACCGCGGGGAGGGUACAGGGGUAUGAUGGGUAUUAUGUUUUACCCGUGGAACAGUACCCAGAACUGGCUGACAGCAGCACCAACAUCCAGUUCCUGAGACAGAACGAGAUGGGCAAGAGGUAACAGCCCACCUGGACUGGGAUGGAGGACUGGCUGACUCUUUCUCUCUCACCGACUCUCCUCCCCUUCUCCUCCUCAUCCCUUUCAUUUUCUCACCCUAGUUACUAGUUCCUUCCUCUCUUCGCUCCCCCUUUCCUCUCCAACCCCGCAGAAAAUAAACCAACAAAUGGGGUUUCUCACUGAACGCUGCAGGGACUUUUGAAAAGAAGAAUAUACUAAACUUUUUUUGUUGUUACUUUUAUUGCCAAGGGCAAAACAUCUAACAUUUAGACAGAAGUUUAUUUUAUUUGUUGUUGAAAACAAACUGUGGAGAAAGGCACUCAUGAACCUUGAAAAACAAACUGUUGCUUAAUAACUAAGAUUCCCGUUUUUAAAAAAGAAAUCGAUAUUUUCACCAAUAUUUUUGGGGACUUUGAGGGCGUAAUGACAGACUCUGAACUGAUGGUGGCGCUGUGUUGUGCUGGGUGCUCUGGUAAGGCCUGCACCUGAAAUUAACUUGUAGAUCAAAGGGACCAAUAGGGAGGCAGAGCCACCACAGGGCCCAGCGAAUCACAACACUGAUCAGAAGAGAAGAUCAGCAACAAGCACCGCAGCGUCACUUACACGGAGUAAAACUACUUGUCAUCAGUCUCAGGCCUCCCAUUCUCCACCACAAAACUGUUCUCAGCUAUUGCAGCAACAUAUCCUAGCAACCAAUACUCACACCACUGAGAUCCUUUAACUCAUAAAGACUUCAAACAAAAGAAAACUACAACUUUAAAGACACAAAGAUGGAGGGGAAAAAAAUAUUGUGAAAAUGUAUCAGAAUGUGUCCAUAUGUGUCAGACUACUAUACUACAGUUCAGACUACUAUACUACAGUUCAGACUACUAUAUUACCGUUCAGACUACUACACUACAGUUCAGACUACUAUACUCCAGUUCAGACUACGAUACAAUUGUUUACUUCAUUCAUUGGUUCAGACUACUAUACUACAGUUCAGACUACUAUACUCCAGUUCAGACUACGAUACAAUUGUUUACUUCAUUCAUUGGUUCAGACUACUAUACUACAGUUCAGACUACUAUACUCCAGUUCAGACUACGAUACAAUUGUUUACUUCAUUCAUUGGUUCAGACUACUAUACUACAGUUCAGACUACUAUACUACAGUUCAGACUACUACACUACAGUUCAGACUACUAU